This is a messenger RNA of Aphidius gifuensis, 2847 nucleotides long. It is a transcript of the gene Gpo1, whose product is annotated as glycerol-3-phosphate dehydrogenase, mitochondrial. Bases 317 to 2476 code for a protein of 719 amino acids. Gene Ontology annotation, cellular component: glycerol-3-phosphate dehydrogenase (FAD) complex; mitochondrion. Gene Ontology annotation, biological process: glycerol-3-phosphate metabolic process. Lineage: Eukaryota; Metazoa; Arthropoda; Insecta; Hymenoptera; Braconidae. The record is from RefSeq and is a predicted model, not a curated record. Gene Ontology annotation, molecular function: glycerol-3-phosphate dehydrogenase (quinone) activity; calcium ion binding. The transcript is spliced from 8 exons.
AGUCGCUGCGCCGCUUGACGAGGCCGCAGCCAUCGUUCGAACUCCCGGGUCAAUCAUCACCAGGAGAAAAUAAUACACAUUUUUUUUCAUCACAAUAAUUUGGUUAGCAUUUAUUAAUACAUUAUUAUUCAAGUUUUAUAUCUAUAAAAAAUUUAUUGUCAAGUGUUCAAUGUGAGUUGUUUUUUUUAACAAAAAAAAAAUUAUAAAAAAUCGUGUUUGAUGCGUGCACACUGACACACCAGGAAAACGUGAAAAAAAUAUAAUAAUAAUAAAAAAAAAGAUAAAUACGAUUCAUCAUUGAUCCAAGUUCAUUAUCAUGGCAUCACUGAGAUUGCUUACGGCUGGUGCAAGUGCUGUUGGAGCUGGUGCAUUAUCAACAUAUUUUUUAAUGUCAGAUUCAACAGUUAAAGCACAUGUUGCUCAUAAGCCAGUUAAAAGACCACUUCCAACACGUGAAGAUCAAGUUAAAUCAUUAAAAACACAAGAUGAAUAUGAUGUUUUAAUUAUUGGAGGUGGUGCAACAGGUUCAGGAUGUGCUUUAGAUGCAGCAACAAGAGGUUUAAAAACUGCAUUAAUUGAAAGUGAUGAUUUUGCAUCUGGUACAUCAUCAAGAAGUACAAAAUUAAUUCAUGGUGGUGUACGUUAUCUUCAAAAAGCCAUUAUGCAAGCUGACAUUGAACAAUAUAGAAUGGUUAAAGAGGCACUUCAUGAACGUGCAUCAAUGCUUUACAGUGCUCCACAUUUAGCACAUCCAUUACCAAUUAUGCUUCCAGUUUACACAUGGUGGCAAAUACCAUACUACUGGUUUGGAAUAAAAAUGUACGAUCUUGUUGCUGGAAGUAAAACUGUAAAAUCAUCUUACUAUUUGAGUAAAUCAAAUGCACUUGAAUUAUUUCCCAUGUUAAAAGGUGAUAAAUUAACUGGUGCAAUUGUUUACUAUGAUGGUCAACAAGACGAUGCAAGAAUGAAUUUGGCAGUUGCAUUAUCAGCAUCACGUCUUGGUGCAACAGUUGUAAAUCAUGUUAAAGUUGUAAAUUUAUUAAAAGGACGUGAUCGUGAUGGUAAAUUAAUAUUAACUGGUGCUCAUGUACGUGAUGAAUUAACUGGUGAAGAAUGGGAUGUUAAAGCAAAAUCAAUAAUAAAUGCAACUGGACCAUUUACUGAUACAAUACGUAAAAUGGAUGAUCAAAAUGUACCAGAAAUAUGUUGUCCAUCAUCAGGUGUACAUAUUGUAUUACCUGGUUAUUAUAGUCCAGAUCAAAUGGGUUUACUUGAUCCAGCAACAUCUGAUGGACGUGUUAUAUUUUUCUUACCAUGGCAAAAACAAACAAUUGCUGGUACAACUGAUUUACCAUGUGAAAUAACUCAUAAUCCCCGUCCAACUGAAGAUGAAAUAAUGUUUAUAUUACAAGAAGUUAAAAAUUAUCUUAAUCCAGAUGUUGAAGUACGUCGUGGUGAUGUAUUAUCAGCAUGGAGUGGUAUUAGACCACUUGUAUCUGAUCCAAAUAAACCAAAUACACAAUCAUUGGCACGUAAUCAUAUUGUACAUGUUAGUCCAACAAAUUUAGUUACAAUUGCUGGUGGUAAAUGGACAACAUAUAGAGCAAUGGCUGAAGAAGCUGUUGAUGCUGCAAUUAAAUCAUGUAAUUUAGAGCCAUCAACAACAUGUCAAACAGAUGGUAUGUUACUUGAGGGUGCACAUGGUUGGAGUCCAACAAUGUAUAUUAGACUUGUACAAGAUUUUGGUCUUGAAUGUGAAGUUGCACAACAUUUAGCUAAAAGUUAUGGUGACAGAGCAUUUGCUGUUGCUAAAAUGGCUGCACUUACUGGUAAAAGAUGGCCAAUUAUUGGUAAAAAAAUACAUCCUGAAUUUCCAUACAUUGAUGCUGAGAUUCGUUAUGGUUGUCGAGAAUAUGCAAGAACAGCUAUUGAUAUGAUUGCAAGAAGAUUACGUUUAGCAUUUUUAAAUGUACAAGCAGCAAAUGAAGCACUUCCUGGUAUUAUUGAUAUUAUGGCAGAAGAAUUAAAAUGGUCUGAAGCUGAAAAAAAAAAACAACACAAAGAAGCUAGUGAUUUCUUGGCAAAUGAAAUGGGACAAAUGGUUAAUCGUGCAUCACGAGAUAAAAUACCAAUUAAUCUUACUAAAGAUGAAAUUCAAUUGUACAUUAAACGUUUCCAAAUUAUUGAUAAAGAUCGUAAAGGAUAUGUAUCAAUCAAUGACAUUCGUCGUGGACUUAAGCUGUUUGGUGAUAAAGAUGUACCAGGUGAAGAGUUACACGAAAUACUACGCGAAAUCGACACAAAUAUGAACGGUCAAGUCGAGCUGGACGAAUACCUUCAGAUGAUGUCUGCAAUUAAAUCCGGCCACGUUGCUUAUUCAAGAUUUGCAAGGAUGGCAGAAAUGGAGGAAGCACAGCAUGAAAAAGAUGUAUUAAAAAAGAAAAUUACUGUUGAAAGAUCAGGUGGUGGUCUUUAAAUAAUCCAACAACAUAGACUAUUUUAAAAAUAAUUAUAAAAAAAACAAACAAAUCAAACAAAAAAAAAAAUAAUAAAUCGCCUCUCUUCACGUUUUUUUUUUUCUGCGAAAAAUGUUUUCACGCUAUCAUUCAGCUUGUAGGGAUUAAUUUAUUUGGGGGGUCUUAUUUCCAUUUUGCAAAGCACGUUGUUGAUGUAAAAAAAAAAAAACAACAAUAAAAUGAUACUAGUCAACAGGUGCGACCGAUAAAAAUACUCUGCUUUUUAAUGCAUUGAUAUUUUUGGCAUUUAGCCAAUUUUGAAAAAUAAAAAAUUGAUGUUAACAAACACAAAAUAAAUAAAUAAAAAAAAAAAAAACACUUUUGAUUAAAA